GACCAUUAGUGAAGUUAUCUAUACUCCGAUAUGUAUCCUAUUUUAUCGGUCACAUACACCCCCUUACUAUAUUUAUAGUCACGCGAGGAAACUUUAAAUCUAAAAUUGAGUAAACACAGGAGAUAUCAAAAAUAAGUAAAAACCGUAAUACUGAUGUCGUCCUCGGAGGAAAAUGGUCAGUCUAAGUCCGAUCAGGACACGGACAGACACACUGUACCCAUAGGCUCUACCGGCCUCUCUAUCAAUCUCACCUACGUCAAAAGUCUUCUAGGUAUCUUCGAAGCAGCCAUGAUAAUUCUAUCGCUCAUUUGUUUGAUAUGUGCUGGAGCGGGGGCUAAUUUAGCCUGCGACUAUUCCUACGGGUCAAACUAUGGAUUCUAUGAAUUCGUGGCGGGCAGUGUGUUCUUUACAGACUUCAUCAACUACAUAAUAUUCGCCAUCAGUAUUGACGAGAAAUGGUGCUUAAGACUGGUGCCCUGGCUCAUCUGGCAUUUCGUCGUGGGUGUGAUCUUCACGUUUCUGUUUUUCAUUGCGUCCCUCGUGAUGGUCACCCACACCUGCGGACAAGGGGGCUACGCUGCAGCGGCGGUGUUUGGUUUUAUAGCCACUAUAGUGUCGGGGGUGGACACCUUCUUUUGUCUACUUGCUCUGCGUCAGGACCACGCUCCCACCGACAACAAAGUCCUCAACAUUCUGGGGGUCCCUCGUUCCAGCAGCGCGUCCCCCCAAAGUCCACAAUACGAUUCGGAGAGUGUACCGGAAUCUCCUAAAUAUUGAGAGAUUUACUUUUAGACUUAUUUGUUGAACAAGAAACCAGUGAAAAAAUUCUGUCUUUGAAAGGAUGAACUUUUGUUCAGGUGAAUGGUCACUGUACGUCAAACUAAGCAUAAGUUGUGUAUGAAUUAUGUUUAGGAUUAUGUUAUGAUGUGCCUUAUAGGUUUAUAUACAUGUGUGUGUAUUUGUUUGAAAAGAUUUUAUAACAUGAAUACAUGGAAAUAAUUUGUUGAAGAUGAAAAAAAGGACUUGACUUAAA
This is a messenger RNA of Saccostrea cuccullata (small rock oyster), 1033 nucleotides long. Its product is annotated as CKLF-like MARVEL transmembrane domain-containing protein 4. The record is from RefSeq and is a predicted model, not a curated record. The coding region runs from base 154 to 777 and encodes 207 amino acids. NCBI's taxonomy places the organism in Eukaryota, Metazoa, Mollusca, Bivalvia, Ostreida, Ostreidae. The transcript is spliced from 5 exons. Gene Ontology annotation, cellular component: membrane.